This is a messenger RNA of Cokeromyces recurvatus, 1379 nucleotides long. RefSeq lists its product as uncharacterized. The transcript has 4 exons. The coding region runs from base 118 to 1110 and encodes 330 amino acids. Gene Ontology annotation, cellular component: nucleus. NCBI's taxonomy places the organism in Eukaryota, Fungi, Mucoromycota, Mucoromycetes, Mucorales, Mucoraceae. The record is from RefSeq and is a predicted model, not a curated record.
UUUUUUUUUUCUCUCUCUCUAUCUUUUUUUUUACUCUUCUUCUUUUUCUUUUAUUGUUAUCAUUACAUAAAAGAGUUUAAUCUAUUAUCUUGAUUUGAAUAUAUAUUUUAUAAUUAAAUGCCAGUUCCUGUUGAAUAUAGUUCGAUUCGUCGUAUGAGUACAAUUACCAUACCUAAACAAGAUAUUAACUUUGAUGCUUAUGAUUUUCAGCUUUGCGUGCCACAAAAUGAUAUUAAAGAUGCUUUUGAAUCAAAGGAUCUUGAAGCUUCGUUUUGUCGUGAUUUUGCUUGCUGUGGUCUUGUCCUUGAAGAUUUACAUGACCUCUUGCAACAUUAUGAGGAAUGUCAUGUACGUAUAGAAAGUGAUGAUGGAUCAUUCUUUGAUGAAGAAGACGCUUGGUCUUCUCCUUCUCUAUCUUUUGCUUCUCUUGAUGAUUCUGUUCCAACAAGUCCCGCAGCUGCUUAUUUAUCUGAUCUUUAUAACACAACACAUGAAGAACAAAAACAAGAAGAGGUAGAAGAAAAGGAAAAGGAAAAAGAAAAGGUGAAAUCAAGUCAAGAAACGACUACUUCUGCAGUUAAAAAGACAUCCAAUCAUAAUCAUAAAAAGAGAACUUAUAGUCAAUAUAGUAGUAGUCAUCAUCAUCAUCAAACACCUUCUGCUUUAGAUCUUUUAACACAAUCUGCUGUAAAGAAAUUAGCUAUGGCAUCUUCUUCAUUAAAUGGAGGUGAUGUUCCUACACCUAUUUUAACAGAUGAAGAAUUUCUUGCCCAAGCAGGUGCUUUAUUAGCCUCUGCCAAUUCAAUCUUUUCAAUAGAUGCUAAUAAUGCAGAUAAGCCUUACAAAUGUCCAGUCUCCGGAUGUGAUAAAGCAUAUAAAAAUCCAAAUGGACUUAAAUAUCAUAAUCAACAUGGACAUUGUAAUUUAAUUGAAGAUGAUAGUGAUAGUCUUUCUAAACCUUAUCAAUGUACAAUUGGUGAAUGUGGUAAACGAUAUAAGAAUUUAAAUGGACUAAAAUAUCAUAUUGAGCAUUCUCAUAUGGCUGUAUUAAAUCAAACAUUAGCUUCUUUUAGCUCUACUUUAUUUAACUCAUCAAAUGCAUCUUUUUAAAUAACCUUCAUAUUCCCUCCUCCUUUCUCAUUUUUAUCAUAUCAUUUCGUCUUGUAAAUAUAUUUUUAUUAUUAUAUUAUUAUUAUUGUCGAAAACAUAUUUAUAUAUAGUUCAAAGAAAAAAAAAGUAUUACUAUUUAUUGAAUAAAGAGAAAAAAAAAAAAUCAAAUUUUAGAGUCCCUCAGUUGCAUAAAAAUGUAACACGAAAACCAGAGCAAUUAAAGGUCUUUGUCAACAAAGGGAUUCAAAUCUAGAUAUUUACAAAAAAAA